Molecule: messenger RNA, 1935 nt
Organism: Apaloderma vittatum (bar-tailed trogon)
Lineage: Eukaryota; Metazoa; Chordata; Aves; Trogoniformes; Trogonidae
Product: trichohyalin-like
Exons: 2
Coding region: 1-1935 (644 amino acids)
Source: RefSeq, a predicted model, not a curated record
AUGGCAGAGUCAGCCUUGCUCCAAGAGCUGAAAGAUCUUCAGGCCAACAAAGAUGCCGUGGAUGCGGUGUGUCAGAAACAUGUCAAGGAACGGGAGGAACUGGAGAGUUCUCAGAAGAAACUUUUGGAAGAGAAAGAUGCAGUUGUUAAAGACAAAGAUGAUGUUAUUCAGAAGCUGGAAAGUUCUCGUGAGGCCCUAGCCAGAGAUCAAAGAGAGCUGCUGCGAGAAGUGUCAGCUCUGACUGCAGAGAGAGAUUCAGUCCUAGGGAAACAUGCAGAUCUUACAAAUACACAUGAAGCCUUAAAGAUUGAAAUGAACAGUCUAUUGCAGGCGAAUGGGAGUCUGCAGUCUGAGAAGGAGACACUUCUUAAAAGCAUGGAAGAGCUGCGUGUGAGUUUAGACAAUACGGCUGGCGAAAAGCAAGCUUUAAAAGUGAGAGCAGAAGCGAUGCAAGCAGAGCUAGAGACAGAACAGAACGAACUUAAAAAAGCGAUGAAAGACAAUACAGAGUUGAAGGAUUCCCUUGCUAGUCUCUCUUGUCUUCUUGAGGAAACUAAAGCCGAGAGAGAGAGAUCCGAUUCUGAAUGUGUCCGGUUACUCGAGGAAAAAGAGGCUCUUUCUUUGUCAGAGCGAGGGCUUUUGGCUGAGAGGGAGGAGCUGUUAAAUGAAAAGAAGGCAAUUACUGAAAAGCUUGCCAAGACCACGGCAGAUGCCUUACUUGCUGAGAGAGUCUUCACUGAAAAAAUAAAUGAACUGAAUGUAGAAAAGGAAUCUAUUUUUCAUAAGUCGUUGCAAUUUGAGAGGCACAAUGAAGCUCUUCUCCAAGAGAAGAAUGAAUUGGAGAGCAAAUGCUUGUUGCUUCUUGACGAGAACAAGUCUUCUGCAAACACGGUUUCUGAUCUGAAGAGAGAAUGUGAACUGGAAGUCUCGGCAAAGAGAGCUCUGGCCCAAGAGAACACCGUGCUCCAAGAUUCCAUUGAAGCCCUCAAGGAAGAACUAAGUAAGAAGACUCUAGAAAAUCAAGAACUAAUAGCCUGUAAAUGUGACCUCUCCAAUCUUCUGAAAGAGGCCCAGGAAGCCAAAAGAACUUUAGAAAAUGAAUUGGCUGCUGUGUCACAUGCUGAGCAGGUCCUGUCGUCUUCACUCAAGACCUGUUCCUCUGAUAGGGAAGUGCUGACCAGAGAAAGGGCCGAACUGCAAGAGAAGUGUCAGAAAUUAAGUGGAGAGGUUGCAGUUAUGAAAGAAAACUUAACCACAGAAAAGGAAGCUAGAAAACAGGACAAGGAAUCAUUUUUGUUGGAACUUACGGAACUUCAAAGCAACAUCAGUGUCUUAGAGAAGGAGAUAGAAGAGCAGAGAGAGAAAACCAAAGAAUUUCUAGCUGAGAAAGCACUUUUCAUUCAGGAGAAAGAGAAAUCUGAAGGUAAACUGCUGGAAAUAAUGCAAGAGAACAAAACCCUCCAUGCAGAGACAGAGCAGCUCACUUCCAGCAUUGAACAACUGAAGAGUGACUUUGCCUCUUUGUCUAAAUCGAAAGCAGAGCUCCAGGGCUUGCACAGCCGUGUCUCCGAGAGGCUAGAGGUGGCGGAGGAGGAGAGAAGAAAGUUGCUUCAGGAAAAUGAAAGCCUGCUUGCUGAGCAGAAGAGCCUGCUCGUCGUUAAGGAACAUGUACUGCAGGAGAAAGAGAAAUUCUCCAAGGAUUAUUAUAAAUUGCGCGAGGAACUAGCGCUUUUAGAACAAACUAAUAGUGACCUCUCAGGCAAAUUGCUGGUGUUGCAGGGCAAAAACGAGAUGCUGCAGGAGGAGAUGAACAAUCUGGCUUUGAAACUAAACGCAGUUGAGACUCUCCAGGCCCAAACGGUAGCGCAAAAAAAUGAGGUAUCGAGACACACAGUUAAAAUAACCAAGUAUGGUCGUACUAAUACCAAGCACUAA